AUGUCAAAUGCUGAACAUGUUGAAGAUAAAAUCAUAAUUGACAUGCCCAUGUCACCACAGGAAGACUUGGAGCGAACGCUCAGUGCACAUUCUCUGUCUGAUCCAUCGGUUGAAGUUCUGCGUGUUGAUCAGAUAAAAGAAAAUAUUCCACCUCAACCGCCCAUGGAAUGUGAAUCUCACUUUGAUAGUGAUGAGAACCAGCCUAUAUUAAGGCAGGGCAGCUCAUUCGACAGCUUGGAAAUGAACACAAGUCCUCCCAGAUUGUUUUCAAGCCCUAUCACCAACAGGAAAAGAAAGCAGUAUGUUGGAGACCUUGAUGUUAAUGAUUUUGCCACGCCGGAAAAAGCAGAGAAAUCGUUAAGUUUGCUUAAGUGCCACAUUUUUGGAUUGAGACGCCAUUUGAGAGUCUGGAGGCAAAAAUGUCGCAGAUACAAAGUAAAGAUCAAGAACUUGGAAGCACUGCUGCAACAUUACAACAUACAACAUCCUUGAGAAAGAGGAAGGGGUGAGGGCAAGUAUUACAUCCAUUUUACAAUUACAUUAUAAAUGUAAUCAAGCAAUAUGUUCAAUGGCAAAAUCACUCUUAGUAAUACUAAACUUAAGUUCAUGCUUAGGAGGCAAGUCUAAAUCACACCGGCAAAAUGCCUGUCUGUUCAGGAAUUCAAUGCAAGAAUAAAUCAGAAGAUGGAUUUGCUCUUUUCUUAACAAACAAGACUAGACGCUUGGUCUUGGCGAAGAUCCUCGGCUUGCCAGAAUCUACACUGCUGAAGUCCUUGCCGAGGCAGGGCAGUUCAUUGGACAGCUUGUCAAAGAAUACCAGCUGGUCCCAGUGUUUUCACCACCCAAGACCGCAGCAGAGCAAAAAGUACAGUGACUUUAAAGUAACAUAUUGUAACCCCACUAAUAAAGCUCAGAAAUCAUUGGACUUUGUAAAGAA
This is a messenger RNA of Thrips palmi, 937 nucleotides long. RefSeq lists its product as uncharacterized. NCBI's taxonomy places the organism in Eukaryota, Metazoa, Arthropoda, Insecta, Thysanoptera, Thripidae. The transcript has 4 exons. The coding region runs from base 1 to 492 and encodes 163 amino acids. The record is from RefSeq and is a predicted model, not a curated record.